Molecule: messenger RNA, 383 nt
Organism: Bactrocera latifrons
Lineage: Eukaryota; Metazoa; Arthropoda; Insecta; Diptera; Tephritidae
Product: ER membrane protein complex subunit 2-like
Biological process (GO): protein folding in endoplasmic reticulum
Cellular component (GO): EMC complex
Molecular function (GO): protein binding
Source: RefSeq, a predicted model, not a curated record
GGUGGAAUGGAGAAUGUGGAAAUCGCUCGAAUAUACUAUUCCCAAGCCUUGAAAUUAAAUCUAAAUAAUUUGCGUGCAUUAUAUGGUUUAUAUUUGUGUUGCAGUUACAUUACCAAUUCUCGCGCCUUGGGGUCAAAGCGCAAGGAGGCUCAAAAAAUGGCGCAAUGGGCGUUGGAGAGUGCAGGCGUGCGAACAAUUACGUCAUCGAAAAUUCCUAGCAACGAUAAAUUAGUUUCCAGUCUAGAAUGUGCAUUGGGUAGCUUAGAUAUAAGAUCUAAUUGACAUUAUCCUAAGCCAUUGUUGUAAAAUGUAUAAAAGAUUAUAUUAAUGGUUAUCCUAUUUGAUUUCUCUUCUAAUAUAAUACUAUAAAAAAUGCGUUAAAA